This is a messenger RNA of Otolemur garnettii (small-eared galago), 854 nucleotides long. RefSeq lists its product as uncharacterized. NCBI's taxonomy places the organism in Eukaryota, Metazoa, Chordata, Mammalia, Primates, Galagidae. The record is from RefSeq and is a predicted model, not a curated record. The coding region runs from base 84 to 854 and encodes 256 amino acids. The transcript has 5 exons.
AAGUUCCUAGAGCCAGACCCACUGGUGCCUACUGAGCCACCACCUUCCUGUGCCUUGGUGCCAGGCCUCUUCCCCCAGCAGCCAUGAACCAGGCCUUCUGGAAAACCUAUAAGUCCAAAGUGCUACAGACCCUGAGUGGGGAAUCUGAGGAGGAACUGGCAGAGGAGAGAGAGAACCCAGCAUUAGUGGACUCCGAGAAGGCAGAACCAACAGAGGAGAACUUCAGUCCCAUGUCACAGUUGGCCCGCCGGGUUCAAGGGGUCGGGGUGAAAAGUUGGCUGACAAUGUCAUCUCUGUUUAACAAAGAAGACGAGGACAAGCUGCUACCACCAGAGCCCUGUGCUGACCAGUAUGUGUAUGUGUGUUUGGGGUGGUUCUGGAAGGGACCUGGUCUCUUUUCUGCCUUUUCCUUUCCUUCUGUUCUGUUUGUUUUUCCAACCACAAGGGGCUGGGGAGGGACAGCCAAGGGCUGCUUCCUCCAAGUGGGAUCUAAGUACCCCCUUGGCUUCCUCACCCACAAACUGGCCAAGAGGAAGGUGAAGUCUUUGCCCAAGGGUGACUACCCACUGGCGGCCAGUCACGCAUCUCAGGCUGCAGCGGCCGAGCCUCGCGGACCGGGAUUCUGGGACGCGUUCGCCAGCAGGUGGCAGCAGCCGCAGGCAGCGGCGGCGUCCAUCCUGCGCGCCUCGGAGCCCACUCGGGAGCCGGACCCGGAACUCGGGGAUGAGGCCGCAGAGGAAGCCGCCGAGCGCCCGGAGCCGCGGGAGGCCGACCCGGUGGCCGGCUUCAAGUGGGGCUUUCUUACCCACAAACUGGCCGAGAUGAGGGUGAAGUCUGCGCCCAAGAGUGACUAG